Molecule: messenger RNA, 2464 nt
Organism: Melopsittacus undulatus (budgerigar)
Lineage: Eukaryota; Metazoa; Chordata; Aves; Psittaciformes; Psittaculidae
Gene: DNAJB1
Product: DnaJ heat shock protein family (Hsp40) member B1
Exons: 3
Coding region: 593-1573 (326 amino acids)
Biological process (GO): negative regulation of transcription by RNA polymerase II
Cellular component (GO): cytosol
Molecular function (GO): Hsp70 protein binding; transcription corepressor activity
Source: RefSeq, a predicted model, not a curated record
UCAGUGAGGCGGCGGCGGCGCCGGGAGCGGAACCGGGAUCGGGUUAGGACCGGGAUUAAGGCAGGAAUCAAGGCCGGGACCAGGAUCGGGAUCAAGGUCGGGAUUAGGACCGGGAUCAGGACUGGGAUCGGGACCAGGACCUGGAUCGGGAACGGGAUCGGACCGAGAUCGGGACCCUGACCGGGAUCAGGAUUGGGAUUGGGAUUGGAGCGGGAUCAAGGCCGGGAUCAGGACCGGGAUCAAAGCCGGGAUCAAGGCCGGGAUCGGGAUCAGCACCGGGAUCGGGAUUGGACCGGGAUUAGGACCAGGAUCAGGACCGGGAUCAGGACUGGGAUCGGGAUCAGGAUCGUGAACGGGACCGGGAUCGGAGCCGGGAUCUAGGCCAGGAUAAGGACCGGGAUCGGGAUUAGGGCCGGGAUCGGUACCGGGAUUAGGACCGGGAUCAGGGCCGGAAUCGGGAUCAGGACCCGGAUCGGGAUCAAGGCCGGGACCGGGAUCAGGACCGGGAUUAGGACCAGGAUCAACACCGGGAUCAGCACCGGGAUCGGAGCCGGGAUCUAGGCCAGGACCAGCACCGGGAUCGGUAGGGGCCAUGGGCAAGGACUACUACCGCACCCUGGGCCUGCCCCGCGGGGCCUCGGCCGAGGACGUUCGCCGCGCGUACCGGCGGCAGGCCCUGCGCUUCCACCCGGACAAGAACAAGGAGCCGGGGGCCGAGGAGCGGUUCAAGGAGGUGGCCGAGGCCUAUGACGUGCUCAGCGACCCCAAGAAACGGGAGAUCUUCGACAAGUAUGGGGAGGAGGGCCUGAAGGGUGGCACCCCCACCUCAGGCUCCGGGGGUGUCCCCAACGGCCCCACCUUCACCUACACCUUCCGUGGUGACCCCCACGCCAUGUUCGCCGAGUUCUUCGACGGCCGCAACCCCUUCGACACCUUCUUCGUGCCACGAGGUGAGGAUGAUGAUGACGAGACCUUCACCACCUUCCACGUGGGCUUCCCCCGCGGCCGCCCCCCCGGUGCCCGGCGCCAGGACCCCCCCGUGCUCUAUGAGCUGCGGGUGUCCCUAGAGGAGGUCUAUAGCGGGUGCACCAAGAAGAUGAAGAUCUCCCACAAGCGACUCAAUCCCGAUGGGAAGACCGUGAGGAACGAGGACAAGAUCCUGACCAUUGAGGUGAAGAGAGGCUGGAAGGAAGGCACCAAAAUCACCUUCCCCAAGGAGGGGGAUCAGACUCCCACCAACAUCCCUGCUGAUGUUGUCUUCGUGCUCAAGGACAAGCCGCACGGGGUCUUCCGCAGGGAGGGCUCCGACAUCGUGUACCCGGCCAAGAUCAGCCUGAGGGAGGCUCUAUGCGGCUGCACGGUGCACACCCCGACGCUGGACGGCCGCACCAUCCCCAUGGUGUUCCAGGACAUCCUCAAGCCUGGGGUCAAGCGCCGCAUCCCAGGCGAGGGCCUCCCCCUGCCGCGGGCGCCGGAGCAACGUGGAGACCUGGUCAUAGAGUUCGAUGUUCGCUUCCCCGACCGCAUCCCGGCUGCAUCCCGGAGCCUCCUGGAGCAGAUCCUGCCCCUCUGACCCCCCCUGCAGCGCAUGGGGUCACCCCCACCCCACAGUAAGGGCCGUGGGGGCAUUGGUGCCACGUGUGUGCCCCACAUAACCCCGGCUAUGGGGUGCUGCUGGUUCCUCACUGUUACAGUGGGGUGUGGGGGUACUUAGGGGGUGUCUCCCCCCAGCUUGAGGGUCAUGAGGUGUCCUUAGGGUGUCCUCACAGGGUGUUCCCCUCACCCCAUCUUGCUUAUGGGGUGUCUUUAGGGUGUGUCUGUCCCCUAUCCCCAUCUAUGAGGUCUUGGGGUGUCAUUAGGGUGUCCUCGUGGGGUGUUCCCUUCACCCCAUCUCACUCAUGGGGUGUUCUUAGGGUGUUUCUGUCCCCCAUCCCCAUCUAUGAGGUCUUGGGGUGUCCCCCCCCCAUCUUAAGGGUUAUGAGGUGUCCUUAGGGUGUCCUGGAUCCACCCUCUUGGGGUGUUCCCCUCACCCCAUCUCACUCAUGGGGUGUCUUUAGGGUGUUUGUGUCUCCCAUAUCAGGGUCCUGGGGGUGUCCCCCCCCAUCCCCAUCUAUGAGGUCUUGGGGUGUCCUUAGGGUGCCCCCCCCCAUCUCUCUGCUCUGGUGGCCUUGGGGUGCCCUUGUCCUGUGCCCCCCCCCCCCAAACUCUGUGCUCUGGAGGCGUUUUGGGGUCCCCCACUUGGGGCUCAUGGGGUUCACUGCCCCCCCCCAUGAUUUGGGGGGGUCUCCAAGCUCCAUUAUAGGGGCCCCAUGCCCUUGCCCCCCAAUUCUUUGGGGACCCCCCAUCUUUUUCCCCCUAAUUUGGGGGUCUCCAUCAUUCCCCCCACUUUGGGGUCACUCACAUCCCCCCCCCCAUUCUCCACCCCAUUUGGGGUCCCCCCCUAUAAUUCCCCCCCCAUCCUAUC